Molecule: messenger RNA, 512 nt
Organism: Rotaria sp. Silwood2
Lineage: Eukaryota; Metazoa; Rotifera; Eurotatoria; Philodinida; Philodinidae
Source: the annotation of a GenBank genome assembly
UAAUUAACAAAAUAAAAAAGAAUUUUGAUUAAAUAAUUUUUGUUUUUAGAGAAACAAAACAAUCAACAGAUAAUAGACAGUUUACCAUUCCUCGAGCUCAUCCUCCAACAAUGGGUACUACAAGUAAAGAUUCAAUUUGUCUUAAUGAUUUGAAUCGUAUUAUAAAUGAUGGACAAAGUAAUGAUGCAUCUGAUACACAUUCAUCUAAUUCAAUAACAACUUACAAUCCGAUUUAUCGUACAAAUGAAGAUAUUCAACAUACAUCAUUACCAAGUGGUCCUAUACCACAAACACAAAUGCUUGGUAUAGCUGAUACAUUAAAUAGUUUUCCUCGUGAUCUAAUAAAUAACCCAUCUGGAACUGCCAGUUUAUUUUCGGACUCACAUGAUAUUGAUGAAAUUGAAUUCGUUACUGAUAUGUUAGAUGAUAUGAUAAAAGAUGAUGAUAAUAUGGAAGAUGAUUUCGUAGAAGCAAUUAAUCCGAAUAUAAUAAUACCAAGAUCAACAACAUAA